Schizosaccharomyces cryophilus OY26 is the source of this 1689-nucleotide messenger RNA. Its product is annotated as enoyl-[acyl-carrier protein] reductase. Gene Ontology annotation, biological process: fatty acid metabolic process. NCBI's taxonomy places the organism in Eukaryota, Fungi, Ascomycota, Schizosaccharomycetes, Schizosaccharomycetales, Schizosaccharomycetaceae. The record is from RefSeq and is a predicted model, not a curated record. Bases 344 to 1468 code for a protein of 374 amino acids. Gene Ontology annotation, molecular function: trans-2-enoyl-CoA reductase (NADPH) activity. Gene Ontology annotation, cellular component: mitochondrion. The transcript has a single exon.
UAUUAUUAUAUAACCCAAUAAGAAGGUAUUAAUAAUAAGUUUUCGUCAUAAAAACAUCGUUUCUACUACCCAACAAGCGUCUGGUUUUUUCAUUUGUUUCGUUUAUUUAUAGCAGGCUUCUUUAAGUUUUCGUCUGUUCCACAUUGUAAGGAUUUUCUAAAAACACAAACGCGUGAUUCAUCUUCUUUGGCAUUUAUUGUUGUUGAAUCUUGGAUUGGUCAGCGUCUCUCUUACAGGUCAAGGUCGCUCAGGUCUUACAUAAGCAUCCUUCCAAAGAAAAUUCGGUAGUGACAGUUUAUUUUUCUCGAUACUUUAUAAGCUGUUCUUCAUUUCCAUCCUCCAAAUGCUUGCAACCAACACAUUUCGUCAGUUUUCCAGUAUGGCAAACAACUCGUCCAAAACUUUAGCAAAGGCAAUUGUUUACUCUGAAUUUGGAAACCCUCGAGAUGUACUUCGUACAGCUACUUAUCCUGUUCCCAAAUGCUCAGACAGUGAACUUUCCGUCCGUUUUUUAGCUUCCCCAAUUAAUCCCUCAGAUAUCAAUCAAAUCCAAGGUGUAUAUCCUUCACGACCUCCUUUUACUUAUGAGGUUUCUCCUUCCAAGCCAUCUGCCGUUGCUGGAAAUGAAGGUCUUCUUGAAAUCACCGACGUCGGUGAAAAGUUGAAGAAGUAUUUUUCUCCUGGACAAUGGGCUGUCAUGGCCUCUACAAACUUGGGUACCUGGAGAACUCGUACCAACUUGACUUCUGAUCAAUUGAUUCCUUUGGAUAAGACUGCUUUCCCUAGUAUCGCUGAAGCCGCUACGCUUACCGUCAAUCCUUGCACUGCCUAUUGUCUUUUACAAAAGAUCGUCCCCAUGAAUAGAGGCGACUGGUUCAUUCAAGACGGUGCAAAUAGCAUGGUUGGUCUUGCUGCUAUCCAACUUGGCAAACAUUUUGGUUACAAUAGCAUUAAUAUCAUCCGUAAUCGCCCCGAUGUCGACCAGCUUAAGGAACAAUUACACUCCAUGGGUGCAACUGUCGUACUUACUGACGAAGAAUUCAUGAAUCGGGCGUGGAUGAAGGAAAACGUAGGAAAAUGGACUCAAGGCGGUAAGGUCAAGCUAGGCUUCGAUUGCGUGAGUGGUCGAGUUGCUAGUGAAAUGGCAAAGUACAUGACCGAUGGAGCUACUAUGGCAACUUACGGAGCAAUGUCACGCCAGCCUCUUCCUGUUCCUGUGUCCUUGUUGAUCUUUAAAAAUAUUCAUUUCCAUGGAUUUUGGGUAACGAAGUGGAAAUCUGAACAUCCUCAAGAAUAUGAGAAACUUGUUCUUGAAAUCCAAGAACUAAUCAGGACAGGCGUCUUGCGUUCUGCAAAUUCAAAGCUCAUUGAUCUUCACGAAACCGCCGACGGGAAGACUUUUUACGACACGUUUUUAAAUGCUAUUGAACAGCAUGGAAAAUCUAUCAUUCAGUUCCGUUAUGACUAGACCUUUUUGUGCACGAAAGCUUACCACUAUAAUCAUGUGAAUUUGCUAUGAAUGAUACGAUGAUGAAAGCAAUUUGUUUCCUAUUUUAGUUCAAUUACUCUAUGAAUCAAUAUCAUAAAAGUGAAAACCAUCGUACUAACCCUAAAAAUUCUACCUUUUUUUCAUAUAACAAGAACGAAGCUAUCCAUUUGAACAGUAAACCUAUGUCAAUUCUGCCAAAC